Messenger RNA from Arachis duranensis, 1296 nucleotides. RefSeq lists its product as uncharacterized. The transcript has a single exon. Bases 589 to 1125 code for a protein of 178 amino acids. The record is from RefSeq and is a predicted model, not a curated record. Lineage: Eukaryota; Viridiplantae; Streptophyta; Magnoliopsida; Fabales; Fabaceae.
AAAAAUCUGAUGAGAGAAGACAGAACCCAUACACCCAAUUUUCUCUCAUUGGAGCUGAGAGCGGUUUUCCCCCCCACAAUUGUAGGAAGCACCACCCAACACAACUCCGAUCCCUCUUAAUCUUUUCCUAAAAUUGGUUUCCGCCACCGCAGCACUCGCUUUCCACUUUCUAUAUUACCCCUCUCUCUCUCUUCCAACUUCCACACCAAUAGCACACUUAAUUCUUUUACUCCUCCUCUUCCCUUUUCUUACCCCUCCUCCUCCCCGGAGGUUUUCUGCAAUGGCAGAAACCGUUGCUAACAUUUGAUAUUAAUCUGGGUGUGGGUCUUUUCCUCGGCCUUCUCACUCUUCCUCGAUUACUCAAGAAUUGAGGAUCCACACCCUGAUCAAAAACACACAAAAAAACCCCCAAAAAGAAAGAAAGAAAAGAAAAGAAAAGAAAGUCUCCAUUUUUAAAAGGGUUGUAUCCACAAGAUCAGUCAUUUCGAGAAAGUAACCCUCGCCGCUGGAAACCCACGUUAGAAUCCAUUUGUUUCGCGACAAAGUUUCGAUCUUGAAACACAAACCUCCAUUAUCACCAUCAUCACGAUGUCGAACAUGAAGAUCGUGCUUCGUUCCCCGCCUUCGAUAAACCGCCGGCAGCCGCUGCUUCGGCGAGACAGUUCGUCGUCGAGAAGCUCGGUGGUGGGGGAGGUGGUCGGCGGCACCGCGGCGGAGUGUGUGGCGGUUUGCUGCUGCUUCCCCUGCGGCCUGGCAUUCAACGUCCUCCUACUUGCCCUUUACAAGGUACCAUUCGGGCUGUGCCGCCGCAUGAUACGGGGGAUACGUCGCCGGAAUCUGGCGAAGGGGCGUCUGCCUCUACCGGCGGCGAGGCGCAGAAUCCAGUGCAAGUGCGGGUGCUGCGACGCGAGCAGACUCAGAAUCGUUGAACCAAUGUGCGCCAACGAUGAUUUCGACGUGAAAGCGGUGCAAUACUCUUCGUUUGUUCAACCUGAUAAGGAAGUCAUUGAUUUGGAGAAUGAGAUGUGGGAUAGGUUCUAUGGAACCGGUUUUUGGAGGAGCUCUUCUCGCAGGGAUUCCUCUAGCAAUGUUCUUACCACUUUUCAACCUCAAUAUGUUCGUUGAAAUUUCAAAAAGCAUGCAUCUUUGCCCAACAAUGGAGUUUAAAAAAGAAAACCAUAUUUUUGAUGAUGCAGGUGUUUAAAGAUGUGAUCUUUUCUCUCUUCUUCUUCUUCUUAUUAUUUUCUUUUUUUUAUUUUUUAAUUUUUUUUAAUUUUUUUGGGGGGAGGGGGGAAG